This is a messenger RNA of Aureobasidium musti, 708 nucleotides long. The record is from the annotation of a GenBank genome assembly. Lineage: Eukaryota; Fungi; Ascomycota; Dothideomycetes; Dothideales; Saccotheciaceae.
AUGUCUUCGGGUCUCAACAUCGAAAACACCAACAUCAAGACUGCUCCUGGAGUUACUCUGGAGGAGCAGCAGAAGACUUUGGUCGGAAGCGUUCUUGAUCUUNUUGCUGGUCGCCCUAGUUUGGAGAAGCUUCAGCUUUGGAAGGNNGAUGAGGGUGUCUUCGAGGACCCCAUCACUAUCGCCGAGGGUCGCAAGCGGUACGAGGCACAAUGGGUGCNNUACGGUCUCCAGUCAGCGUUCAGCGAGAUUGAGAGACUUGACCACGAGGUCACUUCAUCCGGCAACCCUAUCAGCAUGAACAUGAAGACACGCUACAAGGUCAAGGGUAUCGGUAUGGAGCAGACCAUCUCUUCGGUCGUAAACAUCUUCCACGAGGGCGGCAAGAUCACAAAGGUCCAAGACAAGUGGAACGGCAAGCUUCCCGAUGGUGCCAUUGCAAAUGUGAGUACUGCGCAAUUGAUGAACCCGUUUUGGUGGACUUAUUAUACAUGGGCUUGGGCGUUUUACCUGUGGAGUUUUGUGUGGUGGACACGACCGUGGCUGGUGAGGACGGCUUCGUUUUGUCCAGCUUUGUGGUUCGUGCUGUUUUGCAGAGCUUUUGCUGACUAUGCUCCCUACAGGNCCUUCCGCAACCUCAACUCGGUCACAGUGCCCAAGAUCAUCUCGGUGCCCAAGAAUAAGGAGGAGGAUGCUGCAAGAGGCAACUAG